Molecule: messenger RNA, 1193 nt
Organism: Tyto alba (common barn owl)
Lineage: Eukaryota; Metazoa; Chordata; Aves; Strigiformes; Tytonidae
Exons: 6
Coding region: 60-881 (273 amino acids)
Source: RefSeq, a predicted model, not a curated record
AAGCUCCUCUCCUGGACAGGACAGCACAGAGCCCUGAGCACCCUCUGGAUCGUGGUGCCAUGAUUGUCAACCACUUCAUGAUAUUUCUCACCUCAUCUCUCUUGUCAUCUCAAUGCCCCUCUCUCACAGCUUUCCUCCAGUUGCUACCGUUGGCUCUGUCCUCUGUGGACCCUCUGCCAGCUCCUACACUCUCCACAGACCCCAGUUAUCAUUUCUAUUAUGAAGGGGAACGAUUCGCUAUCAUGUGCUUGGCUGCAACAAUGAGGAAAAUAGGUGGAUUUCGGUUCUUCAACGAAAGCGGGGAGCAAAUCUACCUAAGAGCACCUUACUCCUUCCCAUCUGCCUGGCUCUACAUCACAGCUACAAAAGCCUCUGCUGGGGAUUACACGUGCAUGUACUUUGUGGAGGACUCUGGCCAAGAAAUUCCGUCCAACAGGAGCGUUCCUGUUUCGGUUAAGGUUCACGCUGCUCCCAUGGCACCAGCUUUAUCCCUGGAUCCUCAGCAGCAGGUCUAUAGACCCGGGAACUACGUCAAGCUACUCUGUUCCAUCCCUACAUUUCCAGAUUAUGUUAGAGAAGUGCAGUACUAUGCGGAUUUUGGAUUUGCAGUCUCCAUUCCAGUAUCGAAUGUGAGAAACUACAGCUACGAACUCAGCUUCACAGGAGAGGAGCCUUCUGGGUCUUACAGUUGUGCUUACUUUGUUAUUAAGUCUGAACGUCCCAUUCGCUCAGAAAGGAGCCGCUGGAUCAAUGUCAAUGUGAAAAGCCAUAAAAUCAGCUGGAUUCGGGACAUCAUUGUUGGGGGUUCGUUCUUUACCAUCAAUGGCUUCAUCUUUUUCUUCUCCCACCGCCUGAUGAAGAGAAGAGUGGCUCAAGACUGAAGAAAAACCUUUUCCGAUGCUGCUUCUUCCACUCAAUUGCAGAUCUGGAAGAAGGACUCCAGAUGGACUAAUGAGAGGAAUGAGAACAAGAAUCCCCUAAAAGUUUUGCUCUAUUAGCUAAGACAGUCUGUUCCUUCGGGCCCUGCUGACUCCUCAUUGUCUGCCUCAGAGUCCUCACAAGGCAGAAGUGGUGCAUGUUUAAUUGGCAUUGUUUUGGCUGCUCCUUUCCUCUGUGCAGACCCCUGGGCCUUCCAACCUGUCCCGGUCCACCUGAAUAAAGCUGGGCAUUGUGUUUUGGUCUUGUGAGUUUAA